AUGGAAAAGCUAGGCAUCAAGGAGAAGCAACUCCAGCCCAGCCGGACCGUGUUCCAUGGCAUCGUCCCUGGGCUUUCCCGCUCUCCAAUCGGCAAGAUCAAGAUCAACGUUCUGUUCGGCGACAAGGCCCACUUCUGUCGUGAGCCAAUCUGGUUUGAGGUGGUCGACUUGGAUAACCCCUACGAUGCGCUCUUGGGCCAGCCAACGAUGGCCAAAUUCAUGGUGGUUCCACACUAUAAGAAUUUGCUCGAGUGCGCCGCAACCAGCUCCCGGCUGGCCGAGUCCCUCAUCAUCACUGAAGAAAAGCGCCUCCUUGACUGGGCUGUGGCCAUGGCCAGCAAGCAGCCAGCCAUGUCGACUGACCCCAAGGAUGCUAAAGGUGAGGGCUCCUUCCAGCCGGCUAAGGAAACCAAGAAGAUCAUCUUGGACCCGGCGCACCCGGAGCAGUACGCUGUCAUAGGGUCCAACCUCGACAGCAAAUAG
Molecule: messenger RNA, 483 nt
Organism: Aegilops tauschii subsp. strangulata
Lineage: Eukaryota; Viridiplantae; Streptophyta; Magnoliopsida; Poales; Poaceae
Source: RefSeq, a predicted model, not a curated record